GCAGGGGCGGUGGCCGCCACCGCCCCUCGGCGGGCCGUGGUGGGGAGCGGUGUAGGCGGACAGCGCGGAGCCAGCUCGUGUCCUGCUGUGCUGGAGGCUGUUGCCAUGACCCUCACCAAAGGCUCCUUCACCUACUCCAACGGAGAGGAGUACCGCGGCGAGUGGAAAGAAGGUCGCAGGCACGGCAUCGGACAGCUGACGUUUGCUGAUGGCACCGCUUACGUGGGGCACUUUGAGAACGGGCUCUUCCACGGCUGUGGUGUGCUCACCUUCUCCGAUGGCUCCAGGUACGAGGGGGAGUUUGUGCAGGGCAAGUUCAAUGGCGUCGGAGUCUUCACCCGCUGUGACAACAUGACCUUUGAGGGCGAGUUCAAAGGCGGGCGUGUGUAUGGCUUCGGUCUCCUGACCUUCCCUGAUGGCUCCCACGGCGUGCCCCGCAACGAGGGCUUCUUUGAGAACAACAAGCUGCUGCGUCGGGAGAAGUGCACGGCCAUCAUCCAGAGGGCCCAGGGCGCCUCCAAGUCUGCCCACAGCCUGACAGUGUGAUGGUGCCCCACAUCCCCUCCCACCAGAGCAGGGAUCCCCCUGCUUGGGCACUGGCUGGUCCUGAUGGCCCUGGAGAAGGGAUGUGGCACUGCUGGGUGCCUCCCUGCCCUUCGUCCCCUCCAAAUGUCCUCCUGCCAAACCCCUGCAGCUGGAGGGGAUGGGACCCUCUGCUCUCCACCCAAGUGCCCUGGGGCAGCCGUGGUGCCUUCUCUUUCUGGCUGUAGCCCUGGCACCUGCUGGAGCAGCAGAAGGACAGGGUGAAGGGGCUUGGCCACUCUUCCCUCCAGGAAGACUGUGGAGCACUACGGCUGCUAGCCAGCUGCAGAGGAUGGAGCAGGGGGGUAGAGGCUGGUCCCUGACCCUACUGCCAGGGUGCCUUGGCUGGAAGCUGCUGACUGAACCGUGUGCCCCCAGAGGGGCAGCUCCUGGCUCACUUUGCUGCCCUGGUCCUGGAGGAAGGGUGGGCACCGCGGGCAUACCGUGGCCUGCACCCUCAGCUUUGGUUGACUGGCCAUCCCCCUGCAUGCCAGGGUACAGUGACAUUGUGUCCCCAGAGAACCCAGCCUGCUCUCAGGGCCAGCCAAUGGGCUGUGUUCCCCUCAUCCCUGUGCCAAUCCACCCAUCCACCCGCUGCCUUGGGGACACCAGCAGCAGCAUCCCCACCAAGAGAGACUGGGGAAUGCCCAGCCUGGUGCAUGCUGGUGCAGGAUGGUAGCAAUGGUGAGCAAGGAGAAGGGUCAGCUGGAGCCUGGAAUGAGGAACAUGAGCAGGGCUGCGUGGGGUGCCAGGGCUGGAGCAGGAGGCCUGGGCAGGGUGUGAGGCGAUAGAGGUAUGGCGAAGGGGCAGGCAGGGGGUACACAGUUCCCCAUUUUGCCCCCACAUGCGUCCUUCAUCUCCCCACUGCAUGCUCACGUUCAUCCCAGUGCGGUCUGGCUGGCUGUGGCACAGGGGUCCCGGCAGCCCUCACUGCCCAGUGCAGGGCUCCAGGGGCUGUGCCCUCCCUGCCAGUCUCUGCCUGCACCGGGUCCCGUGCCUUGCUGUGACCCUGCCUUGUGCUGCUGCCUGCACGGGCCUCAGCUGAGUAAAACAUGUUGCCAAA
Messenger RNA from Hirundo rustica (Barn swallow), 1645 nucleotides. RefSeq names its product MORN repeat containing 4 (gene MORN4). The record is from RefSeq and is a predicted model, not a curated record. The transcript is spliced from 5 exons. Bases 106 to 546 code for a protein of 146 amino acids. NCBI's taxonomy places the organism in Eukaryota, Metazoa, Chordata, Aves, Passeriformes, Hirundinidae.